Molecule: messenger RNA, 3613 nt
Organism: Rhipicephalus sanguineus (brown dog tick)
Lineage: Eukaryota; Metazoa; Arthropoda; Arachnida; Ixodida; Ixodidae
Gene: Nmnat
Product: nicotinamide/nicotinic acid mononucleotide adenylyltransferase 3
Exons: 8
Coding region: 225-1013 (262 amino acids)
Biological process (GO): NAD+ biosynthetic process
Molecular function (GO): nicotinate-nucleotide adenylyltransferase activity; nicotinamide-nucleotide adenylyltransferase activity
Source: RefSeq, a predicted model, not a curated record
UCGACCUAGAAGAAGCAGAAGACGAGGGAUGUGCAACCGGCACAGCGCAUCGCUGCGGCGUCGUUGUCAAAAGUUCGUUGCCGACACACACCUCUGAAACAUUCUGUAGGGUAAGCGUAACGUAGUCAGAUUCGCUGGCCCGACCGCGCAGUGUCUACGGCGGUCGUAGGCGGCACCGUCGUAGUACUACAAGCUCUGACCGUCGCGCUCGCCAAAACACCGCAAUGCCGUCGACCAAGAAAGUGGUUCUGCUGGCCUGCGGUUCCUACAAUCCGGUGACCAACAUGCACCUGAGGAUGUUCGAGGUGGCCCGGGACUACCUCACUAAUAACGCUUCCAUGGAAGUGGUGUGUGGCCUCAUGUCCCCAGUGUCCGAUGGUUACGGCAAGGCUGGCCUGACAGCCGCCAACCAUCGCUGUCGGAUGCUAACCCUGGCCCUGGCCACCUCCUCAUGGAUCAGGCUAGACACGUGGGAGUGUGAGCAGGAGAACUGGACGCAGACGCGGCGCGUGCUUGACCACCACCGACAGAGGAUAGCAGUGGAAGGUCUGCCCACGCAGUCGGGACCCAAGCGACGACGGAGGCGGCAGAGCAACGACAACCUGAUUGAGUCAGUGUCGAAUGUUCAGCUGAUGCUGCUGUGUGGAGCUGACCUGUUGCAGUCGUUCCAGGUGCCGGGACUCUGGGCUGACAAAGACAUAGAGCACAUUCUGACACAGUAUGGCCUGGUGGUGGUGACCCGUCAUGGCUACGAUGUGCCUCGGAUUAUCUACGAGAAUGACAUCCUCUACCGGCACCGGCACCACAUUCACGUGGUUACCGAGUGGAUCACCAACGAGAUUAGCUCCACGGCAGUCAGGCGGGCGCUGAUGCGUGGUGAAAGCGUAAAGUACCUCAUUCAAGACUGUGUGAUAGACUACAUCCGACAGAACGGCCUGUACAUGGAGUCAACCAUGGCUGACAUCAAUUCAAACCACACGGAGGCAGAGGACGGUCAGGAGACAGCUGUGUGACAAUUGCACUCGGCGCCCAUGCAACACCGGCAGUGGGCGCCGAGUGGUCCCGCCACCAUCACCAGCACCGAACAAGCGAGAGCCACGCAAGGCCCGCAUCGCUUGCAGUCGGUGGUGACAGCCAUGUCGGAUGGCAAUUGGCCAGUCACCGUGCUCGACAACGGCGGACUGUUGCAUGGCGGCAAUGGUGGUACCGGAGUUUGUGCGCCAUGUAUCACACUCACGGACUCCGCCUUGUCGCAUUUCGUCUCCUGUUUGGUUCUCAAGGAAAAAGCUCGGGCAUGCGAGCGUGAUACGGGCCAGUGGCCCUAGGGCACAACGACAUUGUUGAUUUGGUGAACGUGUUCACAUUUGCAAGCUCGCAUUUUGAGUCUGGCUGAAGCCUGUUGCAGUUCUCAAGCAAAGGUGUCCUGUGCUUUGGCAUCGAUUCGUGUUUCUCUUUUAUCAGACUGAUCUUCAUGACAACACUCGCCAGCAAGAGAAAGACUUCUCUUCCCACAGCGAAAAUUGUUUAGCAGUCAUAAUCUAACAAUUUUAAUGUUGACUGAAGCUGAAUUAGCUUUCAAACGAAGACUCAUCACCAAUUAGCAAUGAAUAACAUGUUGAGCAAUAACAUGCCUGGUGUUCAUCAAAAGCACUUGCUAUCUGAGUGGUUCAUCUUUGCUGCAAUCUUGCACAGGGGUGCAGUCCCACAUGUUCCUAAGUGAUGCCAGAGUACUUUGAAAAGUUGAGAGAGAUUGCACCAUCUGCUAGGCUCACUUCAGAUGCUUAGUAUUUAUAAUAGUGAAUCAAGUGCAACUGAGCUGAUGCAUUUUACUGCACGGUCUCGGAGAAACAGAAGCUGCAGCUUUGUUGUAAGCUUCUCCUGUUGCAGAGCAUCGCACCGUGUCGGUUACAUGUUGGUGUGCAUCGGGUAUCUUUGUGAUAUGCUCUGCAAUGUUCUAACUCAUUACAGAGAAUUAUGCUUUUCGUACUUCGCAAGAUGUACUUGAAAGCGCUAUGUGCACCUCGGAUGCAUCUGCACGUAGGGCACAUUGAUGUGUUUGUGGCAGAUUGGACUGAGCAUCAUAGAAAAUGCACAAACUAGAGUGAUCUAGUGUCGCCUAGUCUUGAUAUUUUUCGGCCGCAGUGCAUGUCACACUCGUCUCUGGGACACGCAUGUAGGGAUUAUUCGCUGUUGUCAAUACUUAACAGAAAACAAAGGGAGCUUGACAUUUGCUGCUUAGAUAGAACAUGACUAUUCUGUGGAUUCAGCUGUGACCAUCGCUAUGAUAUUUAAUGCUGCUUUCUGUGGCAUCAUUAUAUAUGAUCUGCUGGCAGUGCCGCCUUUCCACUGAGGCUGUGGCAUUUCACUACCUAGUUGCAUCUUAGUUGCUCGAAUUUAUAAUACCAGUCACCUUUCUGAGAUAUAGUAAAUAGUGGCGUAGUGUAAAAGGCAGGCUCAGCUUCAGGAAAAUUUGUACAGGUCCCUGUUACUUCAAACAGAACAAGCAUGGUUCUCAGUCUACAGGGGAACUUGAACAUAAAAAAAAAAUUAAGGGGUGUGGUUACUGCUAUAGUCGUAUCGCAGUGGUUUGUGUAAACUAUCCACCUUGUAAUGCCUAAAUGCUUCACUUCCUGCCUGUAAUUCACCAUUAUAGCUAGCAGUGAAAAUUUUGUGCCCUUCAAGACAUUAAUAGCAACUAGGCCUUAGUAUUCAUCCCUUGGCAUAGCAACUGUGUGCAUAAGAUUUUAUGUGGUAGUCCACAAGCUUGAGAAAACUGCACUCCUACAGAGCGGCUUGGUCGUUGCAACUCGCAGACUGUAAAUCCAAGUAGUUUGUGCUGUACAGUAAUAGCUGUCUUCCUGCAUUUAAGGUGCAGUAAAACGAAGUUAGUGUGGCCAGCCAAUGACCUUGUUAAGGUGCCACGUCUUCUGUGGAGAGAAUUGCUAUUGUAGGUUCUGAUUCUGUGUUCUGGUUGAUUGCCUGAUUUGCCAAUCUGUGGUUCAGAGAGUGAGCGGCCAACUAACACAUUCAUACAUGUGGUCCGGUGCGUUGCUACUGCAGCACCUCGGCUAAAGUCCUGCUGUGUUAAUUUUUAGUUUUGACAUUUCUCUCCGUUGUGUAGAGUAGUUGCUGUACUCAUUACAGAGGUAAUGCACAGCAAGUGAACAUUGAGGGAAAAUGUAUUUUAAUUGUAAUGUUACAUUUUUAUCUAAUGAAAUAUCUAUUCAUUAGAAACAUGUCUCUACCUCCAGCUGCCAUUUUCCUAUUUUUUGACACAGCUGUGUCAUGGUUCCUGCAUGCAGCUUUGUCAGCAUUGGUUCGUUUGAGUUGGAGAUAAAAGUCUAAGGCAUAAUAGUAUAUGUUUCUAUGAUUUUACUUUUGUUUAUGGACAGGCUGAGAUUUUGUUGGGCUGCGUUUAGAGGCAGCUGGAAAUGUAUGCGUGAUGUUGCUGUGUUUAUGCAUGUCAUCGAAACUUUGGGGAAUGUGUGUUAUGGGAUGUAAUUAAGAAAAAAAAACUUGACUGCAUGAUUGUGAGCGUUGUUUAUUGUUGGGUUGAAGCUGGAUGGCUUGUUCAGAGAUAGUGGAUGGAUGAAAUAAAAUGCUUGUUCCAUGA